Messenger RNA from Tetrahymena thermophila SB210, 441 nucleotides. RefSeq lists its product as hypothetical. NCBI's taxonomy places the organism in Eukaryota, Ciliophora, Oligohymenophorea, Hymenostomatida, Tetrahymenidae. The transcript has a single exon. The record is from RefSeq and is a predicted model, not a curated record.
AUGAAAUAUUAACAAAAAUAUGAAGUAUACAGAAUGAAGUAAAAGCUUCAAAUUUAGUUUUUUAAACCCACAAAAAUCUCUGCUAAUCCAAUCCCUUUUGAUUUAGACCUACUUCUCAUAAUUCUGUAUUUUCAUAUCAUAUAAUCGUUAAAAGAUAAUUUGAAAAUGAUAAUUAUCUUUUUUCCGACUUUCAAGACAAAUAAAGAACAACCUUUACUCCACGAAAUUUAAAAUAAUUUAUCUAUAUAGUUUUUAAAACCAGAGGUGCUAUAAAUAUAUCCCAGGAAAUAAGUUUUUAAAUCGAGCGUUACAAAUUAGAUAAAUUAUUUAAAAUUUUAUAGGAAAUUUGUUUUUUAAAUAUUUUUAAAUCGCUCAUUCAGUCCUAUAUUUUUAAAACCAAUCCCGCUGCAUGUAUCCCGUAUUCCCCCUCUAAAAUCGUGA